Molecule: messenger RNA, 783 nt
Organism: Protopterus annectens (West African lungfish)
Lineage: Eukaryota; Metazoa; Chordata; Ceratodontiformes; Protopteridae
Product: aquaporin-5-like
Exons: 5
Coding region: 1-783 (260 amino acids)
Biological process (GO): transmembrane transport
Cellular component (GO): plasma membrane
Molecular function (GO): water channel activity
Source: RefSeq, a predicted model, not a curated record
AUGAAAUUGAUUAAAGUUAUAGCAGCAGUAGUUAACUUGCCUUUUAUGAGAGCUGUCUUUGCAGAAUUCUUGGGAACCACUGUCUUCUUGUUUGUUAGUUUAGCAACCAGUAUUUCACAAAAUCAACCUACCCUGUCUAGCUCUACUCAGGUUUCCCUGUCAUUUGGAAUUUCUGUGACAGUGAUGUCCUACUGUGUUGGUCAGUUCAGUGGUGCCCAUCUGAACCCUGCUGUGACAAUAGCCAUGCUGGCUGGGCUGCGACUGAGUCUGCCGAGGGCAGUAUGUUUUAUUUCAGCACAGUUACUUGGAGCCAUAGCAGCUUCAGCUCUUCUCUAUGGACUGAUUCCUCCAAACAUUCAAGGCAACUUAGGAAUAAACUUGGUAUCCCCGAGUGUAACUCUAUUCCAGGCAGUUAUACUGGAGAUGAUCAUCACCUUCCAAUUAGUUCUGUGCAUCUUCGUCGCAUCAGACCCUAGAAGAGUCAACUCCAUGCACUUUGCCAUUGGUUUAUCAGUCAUUCUUGGACACCUGGCAGCUAUUAGGUAUACUGGCUGUGGUAUGAAUCCAGCGCGCUCAUUCGGGCCAGCGGUAGUCACUUUUAAUUUCCAAAACCACUGGAAUUCUUUCCAGAUAGAAGUCACCUUUGGCUCAGAGAUACAGCGAUUUAUCAGGAUGGAAACUAGGAGAGCAAGUAAGUCAGCUGCUAACUGGAGGAAACUGGAAGGGAUAUUGUCAGCAGAUGUGGAACAUGAUUUAAGCUUGGAGAGCAGAGACUUAUUGUAG